AUGUAUAAUGUAACCAGUCUCAUUGUUCGUCAGCACUCGCUCGGCGCCGGUACUAUGUUCAAUAAUAAAGUAGUUUUAGUUACGGGAGCCAGUUCGGGAAUAGGCGCGUCUUGUGCAAUGAAAUUUGCCGAAUUAAAUGCCUCUCUAUCACUAAUUGGAAGGAACGUUAACAAACUUAAUGAAACGGCUAGCAGCUGUGAACAAAUCUGCGGUCUAAAACCAUUGAUUAUCGUUGCCGACAUUACAAAUAUAGAUGACAUCGACAGAAUUAUCAAUAACACAUUAAACAAGUAUGGAAAGAUUGAUGUUCUUGUGAACAGCGCUGGAGUAUCUUCAUUAGCUGGAAUACAACCUGACAUCGAAGCUUUCGACUACGUAAUGGCAAGUAAUCUUCGAGGGCCUUAUCUUCUUACAACUAAAGUUAUACCCCAUCUCAUUGAAACGAGAGGAAACAUUGUGAACAUUUCAAGUAUGCUCUCAUUUAAGCCGUUGCCCGCAAUGACCGCUUAUUGCAUGUCAAAGGCAGCCAUCGACAUGUUUAGUAAAUGCUUGGCUUUGGAGCUUGGACCGAAAGGGGUGCGAGUAAAUACUGUGAAUCCCGGACCUGUGAGAACACCACUCUUCACAACAAGCGGCAUGAAAGAAAGUGAUGUGAAAGCAAUGUUUCGAAUCGUAGAAUCAAACGCACCGCUACGUAUAGUUACCGAAGCGACUGAUGUAGCAAAUAUUGUGACAUUCGUAGCUAGUGAGAGUGCCCGUUGCGUCACUGGGUGUUCAUAUUUCGUUGAUAGCGGACUAAGUUUAGGCGAUGCAAAAUAA
Molecule: messenger RNA, 819 nt
Organism: Bombyx mori (domestic silkworm)
Lineage: Eukaryota; Metazoa; Arthropoda; Insecta; Lepidoptera; Bombycidae
Product: glucose 1-dehydrogenase
Exons: 1
Coding region: 1-819 (272 amino acids)
Molecular function (GO): oxidoreductase activity
Source: RefSeq, a predicted model, not a curated record